Hylaeus volcanicus is the source of this 1438-nucleotide messenger RNA. RefSeq lists its product as uncharacterized. The transcript is spliced from 8 exons. Lineage: Eukaryota; Metazoa; Arthropoda; Insecta; Hymenoptera; Colletidae. The record is from RefSeq and is a predicted model, not a curated record. The coding region runs from base 301 to 1083 and encodes 260 amino acids.
CCGUCCUGAAACUCUUCGACGUUUACGAUCGUAGGGUAAGUUUACAUUUAGUUACUACAAGCAACUUUAUUUUAUCAAAAUAAAACAUAGCCUAUAUUACUCAAGGACAGCGUAGUAGCUUUCUAUUACUGAACAAAAUUUUGAAAUCGGUUCAUUAGUUCCGGAGAUUACCCCCUACAUACGAACAAAUUUUACUUCUUUAUAAUAUUAAUACAGAUUUGCAUAGAUUCCGAAAUUUUCUUUGCUUCGCAGUCGUUCAUACGGACGUACGUUUUGGACAAUGUCUACAUUUGCUUGUUGAUGCACAUUAUCUUCUAUGCGGCUCUGUGGUACGCCACCGUUGUGAUCAGAAAAAUGGAGAAGUCCAACGCGCAGAUGCUGAAGGUGGUGAGGGAGAACAGAACGAGACUGGAAGACGUCGCCGCGUUGAAGGACAAGAAGACGGAGUACGAGGAGGUGGUGAUCAAAGUAAAGGAAGCACAGAAGGUGACCUCAGCACAUCUCGAGAACGAAUUGCGGAGGCUCAGCACAGAACUAAUCGCCGCCGCGGAGAAGCUGUCGGACCUGGAGCAGAUCGUCGAGAAAGUACCAAAAAAUAAAUCAUUCCUCGCUACAAAUCGUGCGGGAGGGCGUCCGAGAGCCCUGCGGGCGACGUCGCUGACCGAAAAGCCAAACUCGCGGCGAACCUCCAAGGAGGAACGUCCUCGUUCGAGGACCUCAAGAUUUUGGAACCGUCCUUUCCACCGCCUCUACCUCCGCCCAGAAAAUAUGGAAUCUUUGUCGCUCGACCUCCUGGGCAACGUCGUCCGUCUCCCGCGGCUGCAGCUGCAACUCCAGCCCCAAAACUCGGAUUCAAGUAACAACGCGUCGGUGGAAGCUUCCUCGGAGUCCAUGGCUCCUCGACGCGGAAGCAGAGCCGUCUGGAGCAGCGGCGAUUAUCGGGACGACAAGAGGAGAAGACGAUGCGGAAAAUUUCGACGUUUCGAUGCCAGGAAGCUGUUCACGGAAUCGCUGAGGAACGUCACCCCAUUCACCAGGUCCUUGCUGGGCCUCGCGACACUUUUCACCAGGGAGAAAUUUUAAACUCGCGGGACGUUUUAAUAUUUACAACUUUUAAUAAAUCCCCCUUUGAACAGAAAAACUGCGCGUGUGUUUUGUAUCGCCGAUCCAUUGCCUGACUUGUUAAUUGAAAUAAUUGCAGGACAGUCGAUUAAGUAACGUGACACGGACGACUGGGUUUCGAAGUUUCACUUCUAGUUUUUACGUUCGCGACACUUAGGCAAAUUAAUCGCGAGAAAAGUGUAGCGUGACAUGAAAAAUGAUAUGUUUAUGGUAGGAAGCGAUAUUUACGAUUAAUGACUUGAUUGGUAGUUGGGAACGAAUUUCUCUUCGAUGAUCUGUAACUAUCGUAAAUUCCGAUUUGAAAGUGCAACUAGCC